GUUUUUAAAAACUUGAUGGUUACAAUUUUGCAUAAUAAUGCUGUCCUGUGUUUACACUUGCAUUGUGACCGGAAAAACGAGUUGUUUAGCCCCCACCCUUCACCUCCUCCUUCUCUCCUGCACUUCACUUCUCUGUUCAUCUGCUCAUUUCUUGCUCCACUAUGGAAUAGACACAAUGAACCUGAGCAGGUUGCUCCAGAGAAGCUCAGUGACAGCGCUGGAAGUUUGUGGAGUCUCAUCACCGAGAGUCACCACAGAUUAAUAGACCUGCAGAAAGAGACAGAACGGGAGAUUUCACACGUCAGUCAACAAUUGACGUCAGUGCGACUGCAGAAAAAGGUCCUGAAUUGUGAGACAGCAGGCUCCGAGAUUCUACAAUCUGAUUCUGAACAUUUGCAGAGAAGCGUAACAUCCGAGAUCAGCAUUUGUUGUUCUGGGCACAAGUGUGACCUACAGCAGUGUUUUGUGGGUAAGGUAGCACACGCAGAGCAGCUUCAGUUUCGUGAGCAGGCCCUCAUCGCCCUGCUGAGCAUGCUUGGGGAAAACAUCCAGAGAUACAGAGAGGAAAGCACUAAACUUGACCACCUGACCGAAAAACUGAGUUACGGAAUGCCAGGGAAGAGUCAGCCGGACAAAAAUAUGGAAACAGACAACAAAGACAUGUUGAGUAGCUCAAAAAAUACAGCCAUACUUUCAAACGGACAUGUCAACGUAGCAAGCGAUAACUUGGAGGACGAGAAGAAGAACUGGAGAGCCAGUAUGAGGGCAUCAUUGAUGAAAGCGACUAGUCUUACACGAUCAGGAAGUGUGAAAAAACUCAUCCACAAGUUCUCCGUAUCUGAGAGCAGUGAGCAGGAUACAACUAAUGUUUCUCCAUUACAACAAAGAAAAGACGGAACAGGAGAUGCAACAGAGAGCGAAACUCCCACUGUAACAGUAACUUCGCCAUCUGGAGAGUCAAAGAAUGUUUCCAAUGGUCCCAAUACACACUCGCACUCUGGCCAGUUUAAUCAAGAGAAUGGACCGACAAGCCUAGAGUCUGAGGAGGAACCACUUACCCCCAAAGCCAUCAACAGCCCAAAGUACCAGAUGUUCCUAGGGUCUGGUCCGAUCAGAAAUGGUACGAGUGGACCAGGUGGACCCACUGACACCAGCACUAGUGCUAAUGGAAAUCUUUCCAAAUCAAAUUUGUCCCAGUGGAGAUCUAUGGAAUCACUGUCUAUGAAAGAAUGGGACAGUGGUCCCAACAAGUUUGGCAAUGCUGAUGCUCCUCCCAGAGUUUUUAACAGCCCAUACUCCACCAUUUCGCUGGACUACAACCCUGUAGGCCGAAUGUCCGAAUACAAGAUGCCAGAGAACAGGUCUCCAACUACAUCUGAGAAGAAUUUAUACACUAUGAACCGAAGCCCAAGUCCUGUGAACGUCAUUAAUGCUCCCCAAGGACGAUUCCCAGCCUAUGCCACUCUCGGCCGGAGACCGAUGCAGCAAGCUCCUCCAUCACAAUUCUUGCUGAGGAACAAUUUGCCCAGCAAACGGGAUUACAUUGAAGAGCUGACCAGACAGCUGGAGGAAUGUCAGAGAAGGAACCAGUUUCUGGAGGCCGAAAGCAUUGAGUUGGAGAAGGAAAGGACCCAGAUUCGUUUUGAGAUGCGAAAUCUGCUGGUGAAUAACGAGGAUCUGCUGCGCAUGAACUCACAGCUCCAGGCAGAACUGAAGAGGAUGAGAGACAGAAUUGUUGAACUUGAGAGUGACAAUAAUGUGAUGGUGGAACGUUUCAAGCAGAUCGAUGUGGAACUAAAAGAGGCUCGAGAGGUUAUGGUGGAAGCAAACACUCAGGAAUAUGCCUUUAACUUCCUACAACAGUCACUCAAAAACAGAAUCCAAGAUGCAGAGGAGACCCUGGAGAAGCAGACCCAGCAUGUUCAGGAGCUAACUGAAAAACUGUGGUUGGCUGAAAGGAAUCUGGAGGAGAUGGAGAUUGAAAAAGAAACCAAGGGAAAGAAAUCAGUGGAGCUCAAGAGCACUGUAGAUAGACUGGAGACUGAGUUGUCAGAGGCUCUGCAGCAGGCAUCUCAGUCGACUGCUGACUUGAAUCUACAACAGAAACUCCGAGUAGAUGCACAGCUGAGAGUCGAGGAGCUGGAGGAGUGUGUGUUGGAGAAAGAUCAGGAGCUUAUACGCUUGCAGCAGAUCGUCAGCCGCCUACAGGGAGAGGUUUCAGAUAAAUUGAUGGAUAAGGAGCGGUCUCUAGAGGAUGAGAUCCAACUGAGGGAGAAAAUACAACUUCAGUGUAAACAGGCUGAGAGAGCAGUAGAAGAUAUACAGAUGGAGCUGAACACAGUCACACAGACCAGAGACGAUCUGAGCAAACAGCUUAAACAGACACAGGAAAAUGUGAUUGAUCUGGAAACUGACCUGGAGGAGCUGAAGGAGAAUGAGCAAAGGCUAAUCUCCAAACACAAGAGAGCAGUGGAACAGUUUGAACAGACGCAGGUGAAACUGAUAAAUGAGAAGGACCUAAACGAUAAAUUGGAGUGUGAGAAAGUGAUCCUGGAGAGACAGGUUCGAGAGCUUCGUAGUGAAAUCGAGGAGCUGCAGAAUAACAGAGUUCAGGAACAUGUGAUCACUAAAGCAGAGACCAGAGCUAAAGAACUGGAGAAUAUGCUGAGAAUGGAGGAGAGAGGUAAAGUGGUGCUGCACAACACCAUCAGUAAGUUGGAGAGGAAAAUUAAUGAACUGAGUGAGCAGGUGGAGGAGGAGCACAAGAUCGCCAAUGAGCAGAAAGACCUGAUGACUCAGAGAAUGAGAUCUCUGAAGAGGCAGCUGAAUGAGGCAGAGGAAGAGGCGAGUCGUCGUGAGGCUCAAUUCAGAUACACACAGCGAGAGUUGGCAGAGGAAAGAGAGUGCAGUUCUCGGUUACAGAAACAGCUGCUUGACAUGCAGCUACAGAUGAAGAGAAAGGAGUCAGUCAUGAUGAGGCAAACUUUGGAUAACUUAAAGCUGGACUUGUCUGAUGAUGACGAGGAGGAAGGAAAACAAGAAGUAAAGACAUUUCAAGCCAGAAAUGAGAAAGACAAGACUACACAAUGAACGGAGAUAGAUGGUGAAUGUAAAUGAUAAAUAUAAAUACAGGCUGCAAAAAUAUUUACCGUACACAAAACUCCAGCAAAACAAAUGUUUAUCCUUUUUUUUUCUUUUUAAAGAAAAAGACAUUUAAUACACAUUAACUUUAAUACCUGGGAUCUAACCAAUCUUUGUACCUGGGGAAGGAAACUGUUUGUUGGUGGGUUAUUUUUUUUAAUAAUCAACAGUGUUUUAAGUCUAGACAAUAAGCUUAACUCUAAGUCUGCUAAAUGUUUUGCAGGGGUUAAGAGGUGAAUAAGUUCUCGCUACCAAACAUAUCACACAAGGUGAUCUUCGUCAUAGAGCACGGUGCAUGUCGUGCACUGUUUAUUUUUUAACUGUAUAGAGGAAAGUCUUUAAACUAUUUAAUUGAAUUGUUUUUCCUUUCUUUUUUUCUGUGUUCAAGGUGUACAUGCUCUAAGAAUAAUGUAAAUACAUUUGUGAACAUAA
Molecule: messenger RNA, 3573 nt
Organism: Tachysurus fulvidraco (yellow catfish)
Lineage: Eukaryota; Metazoa; Chordata; Actinopteri; Siluriformes; Bagridae
Product: cingulin-like protein 1
Exons: 20
Coding region: 16-3090 (1024 amino acids)
Cellular component (GO): myosin complex
Source: RefSeq, a predicted model, not a curated record